Messenger RNA from Populus euphratica (Euphrates poplar), 980 nucleotides. RefSeq lists its product as uncharacterized. The coding region runs from base 132 to 572 and encodes 146 amino acids. Lineage: Eukaryota; Viridiplantae; Streptophyta; Magnoliopsida; Malpighiales; Salicaceae. The transcript has a single exon. The record is from RefSeq and is a predicted model, not a curated record.
AUAACAAUUUCUUUCUAUUUAUUCAUGUGCUUUCCCUCCUCUCUUUCUCUCUACUGAUUUAUGCUUUCGCUACUCUUUUAACUCUUCUCCCUGGCCUCCUCCUUUUCUGUACUCUUUCUGGUCUCAUAAGCAUGGGAAACUGCUUUGCAAGCAGCAAGAUUGUAUCAGAAAAUGCCAUGUUUGACCAACAAAGUAACGAAGCAGAUCAAAUGAUCGAAAAGACUACAAGACCGUUCGUGCCGUUGGCCAAGAUAGAGCGAGGUGGCAAGGCGAAGAUGGUGAGGUUCAGAUUAAAUGAAGAGGUUAAUGUUGAUAAAGAUGGCGAUCUGGGUGAUGAAACGGCAUCUAAAGGUGGUGGCGCUGUGAGGAUUAGAGUGGUGGUUACAAAAGAAGAGUUAAAGCAAAUCUUGAAUUUUAGGGAGAACAUAAACUACUCUUCUGUGGAGCAAUUGGUCAGUGCCCUGAGGUUGAGAGAGAGGAGCAGGCCUGAUGAAGGUGGCACCAGUACUGAUGGACGUAUCAUGUGUGGUGGUUGGAAGCCGCUUUUGGGUAGCAUCCCAGAGGACCGUUAACGAAUAUAAAUACAUAUAACCUGUCAUUAAGUCUCUUUCUCCUUGCAAGAACAUCAUGAUUUUGGUAGGGUGAGGCUAUAUUGAUGAUCACCAUGAAUCUUGUACUUUCUGGUUUUGAGAAUCUGGUGCAAAUGAUGAUAAGUUUUGACGCGAUGGUCAUGCUCUGCAAGAGAUUGUUCAUAUAAAUAUAAUUAGAUAUUUCAAUUUUCAAGUUUAAAGCGUCAAUUACCAUUACAGUAUCAAUCAUCAGCUGCAGAGAACUAUACCUGUAACCACACCUAUGGUGGUCUUGGAAUGCCUCGGUGUUCCAAACUUUUCAGUGUUCUGAAAACUCCAAUCCAUUCCUAGUUUGCAUCUUAUUCGGUUCCUGUAUAUCGCUUGCCAUACAGACAACCACUUGCUUUUCUA